Messenger RNA from Prorocentrum cordatum, 501 nucleotides. The record is from the annotation of a GenBank genome assembly. Lineage: Eukaryota; Dinophyceae; Prorocentrales; Prorocentraceae.
AUGGUCUACAGGUCGCCCUGGCUGCAGAGGCUGCCGCGCGUUUGCCUGGACCCGGAGCGGGAGAGCGGCUACGCCGUGGGAGAGUGCCUGGUCGCUCUGGAGAGCGACGCCGCGCGCGCCCGUCGGGUGGACGCCGCCCUGAGCCGCAUCUUCUCGGCGAUGGUGGAGCAGCAGGCGUCCUUCGUGCCCGCGGGGCAGGGUGCCCAGGGCGCGCCCGGGCCGCGGUGCAGCUCGUGGUGCCUGGUGCGCUGGCAGCGCAGCGCGGAGGGCGUGAUCCUCCGCGGGCUGGUGCAGGAGACGCUGAGGAAGUCGACCUACGAGGAGGCGCUCGCCCGCGCCAAGGGCCUCUCGGCGGGCAAGGCGGCGCCGCAGAGGCUCCACGUGGUCCCUCUGGACAAGGUGAGGCGCACCAAGCGCAUCGGUGCGCUGGAGUUCGUGGAGGAGGGGCCACUGGGAGACGCGUGCGAGGCCGAUAUCGCGAAUCGUACAACGCGCUCUUGA